AUGUGUAGAAGAGUAGAUUGUGGAAAGUGUACUAAACCAACUUGGGCUGGAUGUGGUCAACAUAUUGAAAGUGCUCUAUCAGGAGUACCAGUUGAUGAAAGAUGCAAAUGUCCAAGAUCAUGA
Molecule: messenger RNA, 123 nt
Organism: Cavenderia fasciculata
Lineage: Eukaryota; Evosea; Eumycetozoa; Acytosteliales; Cavenderiaceae
Exons: 2
Coding region: 1-123 (40 amino acids)
Source: RefSeq, a predicted model, not a curated record